Messenger RNA from Adineta steineri, 480 nucleotides. The record is from the annotation of a GenBank genome assembly. Lineage: Eukaryota; Metazoa; Rotifera; Eurotatoria; Adinetida; Adinetidae.
AUGCAAGGAGGACCAAACAAUCCCGGAGCCAAUAUGUCCGAACGCAUAACUGAUGACUGGAUCGAACGAAAUGUCCCAGGAGGAUUGAACAGUUCGCUGGGUCAACAAUUGGAUAAUAUGAUGGGAGGAAAUCCUAAUCCAACACCCGGCCAAUCGUAUGGCAGUGGUGGACCUAGAUUUGGAGGUGGUAACAAUAUGGGUGGUGGAUUUCCUGGUCAACCCGGUGGUGGAUUUCAAAGACCACCUGGUGGCGGAUUUCCUGGUCAAGCUGGUGGUGGAUAUCCCGGUCAAGUUGGUGGUGGAUUUCCUGGCCAAGCGGGUGGUGGAUAUCCUGGUCAAGUUGGUGGUGGAUAUCCACGACCACCUGGUGGUCAGUUCUCUGGCGGAUUUAGUGGUGAACAUUAUGAUCACCAUCAUCACCACGAUGAUCAUCACCAUCACCAUCACCAUCAUGAUCACGAUCAUCAUCAUCAUCAUUGA